This is a messenger RNA of Stegodyphus dumicola, 588 nucleotides long. RefSeq lists its product as uncharacterized. NCBI's taxonomy places the organism in Eukaryota, Metazoa, Arthropoda, Arachnida, Araneae, Eresidae. The record is from RefSeq and is a predicted model, not a curated record.
AUGUCAACUACCAAAAACCUCAUUAGAUCUGGACAUUUAAGAGAAUAUGAUGAUGUGUUUAAUGAGUGUGUUCAAGAUGGAAUUAUUGAAACUAUAGAUAAAGACGAGAAAAAGGGGUCACUAUUUAUCACAUCAUCCUGUGAUAAAAACUGGUGUAACAAUAAAAAAAAAUUCGUCCGGUUUUUUGAUGCGUCGAUGAAAGAUUCCAAAGGAAAUUCCUUGAAUAAUUGUUUAGAAAAAGGGCCAAAUUUAUUAGAGUUGGUACCCAAAUUGAUAAUGCAGUUUCAGAAAAACGCAAAUGGCGUAACAUCAGAUAUCAAAAAAGUAUUUUUACAAAUAAGUUUGAAUCCAGAGGAUAGGGAAUAUUUUAAAUUUCUGCGGUGGAAAGACUUAUCAAGACAAGAAGAAAUAAUCACGCUCCAACAUUGUAGAGUGGUAUUUGGUGCUUCUCCUGGUCCAUUUUUACUAGAGGUAACUAUAGCUUACCAUCUAGAGAACGCUCCGGAUGAAAGGAAGAAACAGCUUAUCGUCUCAAAGAGUCUUUUUAUGUGGACAACUGUAUUACAGAAGUUUUUACUACGGCUUUAA